GAUACCAUCCCCGCAAGAUGGGAGGGGGUGCCUGGGCGUGCUGGACUCUACAGGGGCAGGGCUGGGCCCUUCUCCCCCACCUAUACCCCAGGACCAGCAGGUGCCAGGCGGCCGGUGGGAAACUGAGAGCCCUGGCUGUGGCCAGGGGGCAGUGGGCCAUGCCGGGGGCAGUGGAAGGCCCCAGCUGGAAGCAGGUGGAGGACAUUGGGGACAUUUACAACUUCCGUGAUGUUCUGGGAACAGGGGCCUUCUCGGAGGUAAUCCUGGCAGAAGAUAAGAGGACUCAGAAGCUGGUGGCCAUCAAAUGUAUCGCCAAGAAGGCUCUGGAGGGCAAGGAGGGCAGCAUGCAGAAUGAGAUUGCUGUCCUGCACAAGAUCAAGCACCCCAACAUUGUAGCCCUGGAUGACAUCUAUGAAAGUGGGGGACACCUCUAUCUCAUCAUGCAGCUGGUGUCAGGUGGGGAGCUGUUUGACCGAAUUGUGGAAAAAGGCUUCUACACAGAGCGGGACGCCAGCCGCCUCAUCUUCCAGGUGCUGGAUGCCGUCAAGUACCUGCACAACCUGGGCAUCGUACACCGAGACCUCAAGCCAGAGAAUCUGCUGUACUACAGCCUGGAUGAAGACUCCAAGAUCAUGAUCUCCGACUUUGGCCUCUCCAAGAUGGAAGACCCUGGCAGCGUGCUCUCCACAGCCUGCGGGACCCCAGGAUACGUGGCCCCUGAAGUGCUGGCCCAGAAGCCCUACAGCAAGGCAGUGGAUUGCUGGUCCAUUGGGGUCAUUGCCUAUAUCCUGCUCUGUGGUUAUCCCCCCUUCUAUGACGAGAAUGACGCCAAACUCUUUGAACAGAUUUUGAAGGCCGAGUACGAGUUUGACUCUCCUUAUUGGGACGACAUCUCUGACUCUGCCAAAGACUUCAUCCGGCACUUGAUGGAGAAGGAUCCAGAGAAGAGGUUCACCUGUGAACAGGCCUUGCAGCACCCCUGGAUUGCAGGAGAUACGGCUCUAGAUAAGAAUAUUCACCAGUCGGUGAGCGAGCAGAUCAAGAAGAACUUUGCCAAGAGCAAGUGGAAGCAAGCCUUCAAUGCCACGGCCGUGGUGCGGCACAUGAGGAAGCUACAGCUGGGCACCAGCCAGGAGGGGCAGGGACAGGUGGCGAGCCACGGGGACCUGCUGGCACCAGCAGCUGGGGGGCCGGUGGCCAGCUGCUGCUGUCGAGACUGCUGCGUGGAGCCGGGCCCGGAACUGUCUCCCACGCUGGCCCCCCAGCUCUAGGGGCCUGGAUCCCCUGUGUAGGAGGGGUUGGGGGCAGCCUGCUCCCGCUCCCUACCUGAACUGGGGAGUUACCCUGCUCCACCCGCUCCGCACUCCUUUCCCUACAGCCCCUCCACUGCAUUUUCCAUACAAAUGUUUCUAUUUUAUUGUUCCUUCUUAUAAUAAAGGGAAGAGGUUAAAACCA
Molecule: messenger RNA, 1455 nt
Organism: Kogia breviceps (pygmy sperm whale)
Lineage: Eukaryota; Metazoa; Chordata; Mammalia; Artiodactyla; Physeteridae
Source: RefSeq, a predicted model, not a curated record